This is a messenger RNA of Asterias rubens (European starfish), 3576 nucleotides long. RefSeq names its product multidrug and toxin extrusion protein 1-like. The transcript has 15 exons. Lineage: Eukaryota; Metazoa; Echinodermata; Asteroidea; Forcipulatida; Asteriidae. Gene Ontology annotation, biological process: xenobiotic detoxification by transmembrane export across the plasma membrane. Bases 1 to 2067 code for a protein of 688 amino acids. The record is from RefSeq and is a predicted model, not a curated record. Gene Ontology annotation, molecular function: xenobiotic transmembrane transporter activity; antiporter activity. Gene Ontology annotation, cellular component: membrane.
AUGAAUGAAAACAAUCACAAUGGCGGCGGAGGCAAAUCAGCAGCAACAGACGACAGCAAAGAGGAGACGCCACAACGAUGCAGAGAUCGAAAGUGGUGUCAGUCGGCAUCUCUGUCUGACUACAAAGAGUCCUUCAAACAACUCACGAUACUGUCUUGGCCAGUGGCUCUGUAUUCCGUAUCCGGUGUCAUUAUUAGCAUGACGUCUAUUGCCUUUACUGGUCACAUUGGGAAGGAUGAGAUUGCUGCUUCUGCUCUCGCACAAUCGAUCAUUCAUGUAACCUGGCGGUCAGUCAUGUUUGGCUUCACAUCAGCUGCGGACACAUUGUUUUCACAGACUUAUGGAAGUGACAACAAAAAGAGAGUGGGAAUCAUCUUGCAGCGUUUUUUUGUCCUGACAGUGUUGUUGUCAGUUGUGUGCUCGGGAGUCUUAAUCAACACUGAAGGACUUCUUCUACUUGUGGGGCAAGACCCAUACAUCGCCAGAUUAGCAAGACCUUUUGGCUCCAUUUUCAUUCUAGCAACACCAGCAGACGCUGCACUUGCCUUAAUCAUCAAAUACCUCGAGAGUCAGAGUAUUGUGCGCCCUCUAGUGGUCAUAAUUAUCCUGAUGAGUGGAAUAAAUGUGCUCUUACAUUUUAUCCUGGUGUCUGCAUUAAGUUAUGGAAUGAUAGGUGCUGUUAUCGGCCAAGUAAUCAGCUAUUAUCUUGGAGCAUUCAUGUCGCUGUUUUACAUAUACUGGAAAAAACUUCACAAGGAAACUUGGCCUGGCUGGUCGUGGGAAUGCCUGCAGGAGUGGGGGACCGUGUUGAGAUUAGGUCUCCCAGGCGUAGCCGUCAUCUGUGUAGAAUGGUGGACCUUUGAGACUGGGUAUUUUCUCACAGGUUUGCUUGGCAAGACUGAGGUUGGUGCUCAUGCGAUCUUGUUCAGCUUAGGUGGUGUCUGUUGGUCUGUUUCUGCUGGCUUUGGUGUAGGUACUUCUAUCCUCAUAGGAAAUAACUUAGGAGGCAACAAACCUGACAGGGCCAAGCUUUUUUCUGCUUGCGGCCUCAUGCUUGGGACAACUGCUUCAGUGGUCUUUAUCAUUCUAUAUUUGUCUCUUCAAAAUGUUCUUGGAUAUAUCUUCACAACCGAUAGUGAUGUUAUUCAGCUAGCUUCAAGUGUUGUUCCCAUUUUUGCUGUCUUCAUUCUAGUCGACAGUCUGAAUGCUGUGUGCCAUGGUGUUCUACGUGGAUGUGGCUACCAAAAAGUUAGUGCUAUAGCAGUCUUCACUUGCUUCAAUCUUAUAGCUAUUCCUUUGGGUUGCACGUUGACGUUUGUCUUUGAUUAUGGAUUCAAAGGUAUCUGGUUAGGUUUGAUGACUGGACUUGUUGUAGAGGCACCGUUUCUCCUGCUUUUCAUCUCAUUUAUUAAGUGGGACAAAGAAGCCGUUAAGGCACAGAAAAGAGCUGCUGUUUUGGGAGAUUCUGAUGAAAAAAAGGCACUUCGUGGUGAUGAAGAAACUCCAGUACAGCUGGCUCCAGUCAAUGACAGUGGGACAGUUGACAACACAAUGCAACAAGUAGACAAAUCUACUGAUAUGAGAAGUGUUGAUAGUGCAGUAGAUUUCAAGCCAGUGACUAACAGUGAAGAUGUUAAGACUGAGGAGCGUUGUCUGGAGACUUCAAUCGCUGCUGAUGAUGAAGAAAAGGAGUCAGAGCCCCUACAAUCUGAUCAAAGUAAUUGUGUUGGUGAAGUGGCAGAUGGAAAGGCUAGCUCAAGCCUUGGUGAUGUCAAUGCUUUACAAGACAGCAGUACGGCUGGAUGUGAAGAGGCAGACGCCAGAAAUGAAGACACACAAGAUGAGAAGGGUGAUGUCAUUGAAAUCCUUACCUUGGAUAAGUUGUCGUUGAAUCAGCUGAUUUUACGUCGUGGUCUAGCUCUCUUCCUCUGUGUGUCUUUCUUCAUUAUAUGCACCUUGAUUUCUGUGUACAUUGUGCCUACAUUGAGACCAGCCAUCAGUCCAAACUUUGCAAAUACCACUGCAAACUAUACCUCUUAUGACUUAUUGACAGAGAGUUAUCAAUAAAACAAUCUAAUACGUGCUAUGUACGGAUACUUGACUUUUAACGGUUUAGUUACGGGGACGGUACACUCAUCCUCGAUCGCAGUAUGUGUGUGUGAGUUACUUGCAAUUAGAGCUGCCACGCGCUACCUAGGACCGUUGCAUGUGUAUAAUUGCACUGCGACUGUUGCACGAACGGCAGACAAAUAGGCAGCGCCUAACGACUUGUCAUCAAGUCUAACAGAAAAGGUGCUAGUUCAAAGUACAUUCCCCUUUUUAAAGGGUCAGUAUACAUUUGUUUUUUUGGAACCCUUCAAAUGUUUCAAUCCUAUGUAGAGAUAUACAAUAAAAAUAACCCAUGAAAACUUCAAUCAUUUCAAAAGGUUAUCGCAUUUUUGAGUUAUCGCCAAAAAUCAAGAGUGAAUAAUAUUCACUUAGGAAGAAUAAUCCCUAAUUAGAAUACACAUAAUCUUAGAACACACAUAACCUUAUCAAGGUUUUCGGGAUAAAAAGUGGUAUAUUUUUCUUAACUGCAUUACUUUGAAGUGAAAUGUUUUUGAUAAAUGAUUAUACUACCCAAAGCUGCUAUACUUCUUAGUAUGCAAGUUUUUGUUGGAAUUAAUUUUCAGAGUCGCUUCCAAAGGUACACAGACCAUUCAAAAACUUUAACUUAUUUAUAAGCUUUAAUGUAAAUGCAAAUGAUGCCAUUGUUCUAUAAUAUUAACAUUUGCUGCGGUUUUUAAUUAUAAUAUUUACCUAAAUAUGCACUUACUCCUGCACCUCUAUAAAAACGUGUAUAUAUUUUAAAGAUAAUACAUACUUGUUUUUAUGUAUGUAUUAAUUAUAGAACUGCCCGACUUAUUAAGUACAACAAUACCUCAAAACGAUAGAGUUAUUUGAUGGUUUUAUACAAUGGACUUAAGUCACUUAAUUUGCAAUAAACAGUUUGGUAAACUUUGAUAAAUUUUUCCAUCCUCUUACAAGUUUUACCAGUUUUAUAGUUUAUUUGGAUCUGCCUAGAGUCGCUCCUAGUCUAUUUUGUAUCUGUAUUAACUUGCUGUAAAACAAUCAAACCUACUUGCCAUACUUGUUUUAAGUUUUGUAUUGUACACGAAAGAUUAUUUUACGUGUGGUUUUUAUGGUGUAUUUUAGAGUGGCGGGGUGUAAACUUUGGUUUAAUAUUACAAGGUAAUGCGUUGCAUUUUUUGUGGUAAAAAUUAUGCAUCAUAAAAGCUUGAAAUGGCAGUUUUUAACAUUUCAACCUUAUUUCAGCGAUUGUAGAGAUUUUUUAGAUGUUAAUUUAGUGUGCUCAAAAGAUUAUUUUAUUUGUGUAUUUAAAGUUAUAUAGUGUCUUUCUUCGUUAACUUGGGUUUAACAAGGUAAUAUGUUGCAUUCGUGGUAAGAAUUAUGCACCACCAAAGACUCUAGAUGCCAUUUUCCAAAUAGCUGGCUGUAGCUUCGGCCGGUGUCACAUGCAAUUAUGUCCUCUAUGCAAUACUAUCCGAAGGCGUUAUUGCAUAUAUGCAAUAAUGU